AUGUCAAAAGACGCAGCAGGGACUGCAUCUUCUGAACAAUUACAUCAAUCAACUCUACAAGCAACCAAGUUCCCCAACUCAAAGACCUACCUCUUACAACCAAACCAAACCACCUUCACAUACACAUCAUGUCUGCUCCCAACGCCGGCCGCCAGUCCCCCGAGCCCGAGAGGCAGUCCGACGCCCAAGCUGGCCAGACCACGGGCAAUGUCAACGACCAGGGCGGCGCACCUGCCAAGGGCGCGGAGAAGUCGAGCGAUGACACAAAGAGCGGACUGAGCAGCAACCCUACCCACCCGCUGGCUAAGCAUGCGGAGGAGACUACGAGCAAGAAAUAGAGGCAAGAACGGGUCAAACGUGACUGAAGCAUGGCUGAGGGCAUGUAGAUGACAGGGGAAGGGAAGCAGACAUAUUAUACCAGUCUGCAAUGAAAUGAAAUGAGUAUGAAU
This is a messenger RNA of Parastagonospora nodorum SN15, 449 nucleotides long. RefSeq lists its product as hypothetical. The record is from RefSeq and is a predicted model, not a curated record. NCBI's taxonomy places the organism in Eukaryota, Fungi, Ascomycota, Dothideomycetes, Pleosporales, Phaeosphaeriaceae. The coding region runs from base 1 to 279 and encodes 92 amino acids. The transcript has 3 exons.